Messenger RNA from Nymphalis io (European peacock), 5254 nucleotides. It is a transcript of the gene PAN2, whose product is annotated as PAN2-PAN3 deadenylation complex catalytic subunit PAN2. Lineage: Eukaryota; Metazoa; Arthropoda; Insecta; Lepidoptera; Nymphalidae. The coding region runs from base 110 to 3022 and encodes 970 amino acids. Gene Ontology annotation, biological process: nuclear-transcribed mRNA poly(A) tail shortening. Gene Ontology annotation, cellular component: PAN complex; P-body. The transcript is spliced from 22 exons. The record is from RefSeq and is a predicted model, not a curated record. Gene Ontology annotation, molecular function: protein binding.
GUUUGGUCUUUUCUGAUUGUAGGUAUAGUUAAUUUUGUUGUUAAUUAUUUAAUUUACGUUAUAAAUGGCUCCUAUUCGAAUUGUUUGAAUAUAUUAACACAAUAAAACCAUGGAAUUCCAUUAUACCGAUCUCGGUAUGCAAUCUGAGCAUAAUAUAAUGGAUGAUCAAUUCCAAACAAAAUAUUCACAACCAUAUAUUCUGCGAAACCAAGAGGCAGAAUAUGAGGUUCGAAGUACAGUACUUGUUGAUGGUGGUGACCGUUACGGUGUUUCAGCCACUGUAUUUGAUAAGUAUGAGGAAUUGGUAUGGAUGGGUAAUCAAGGGGGGCACGUAACAUCUUAUUAUGGACCAAACUUGCAAAAAUAUACAUCAUUCCAAAUUCAUCAAUCAGAGGAAGUAAGAGACAUUCUGACAUUAGAAAAAGGUAUAUAUUGUCUAACUAAAACAACAUUAAGACAUCAAAUAAGAAGAGGCAUACCUCAGCACACACAUAAAUCCUCGAAUAUGACAGAUAUGCAAUGUCUUUUUCAAGUAAACUCGCACAAGUUUUUAAUAGGUGGACACCAAGACAAACUUUUAGAAUUAGAUAUCAACAAGAUGACUGAAACUGUGAUAAAAGUACCAGCUGAUGGAUGUGCUGUGCUGCGGAGUGGAGGCGGCUCGUUAGUUGCAUGUGGCAGCGCAAGUGGCAUGGUGUCAUUACGAGAUAUACGAAACCCCGGUAAAGCGGAGCAUACGUUCAGAGCACACACAGCCUGUCUCUCCGACUUGGACAUGCAGGGGAAUCAUUUAAUUACAUGUGGAUUUACUCAAUCGGCAACCGUAGCAGUACCGGAACCGUAUGUAUUAGUAUGGGAUGUCAGACGAGUUAAAGGCAAAGCAGCUUGGUCAAUACCAACCGUGUCCCCACCGUUGUUAUUGCACUUUGUACCAGCUGUUUCCGGACGGGCUGUGGCUUUGGCUGGAGAUGGACAUGUUACUUUAUUCCAUGUUAAUGAAGCCCACGAGUCCGAGUACCAAUCUGUAUUUCAGGUGAAUACUCAAACUUCUCAAUGUAGUGUUAUGGACGUGUCUUCCACUAGUCAAGCUCUCGUAUUUGGCGAUCAGUCGGGACAUCUACAUCUGUUCUCGGCUCAGCAUAACCAUGAACCACACUUUAACAACUUUUCUAGGGCAACUGAAUUUGCAGACCCAGUGCCAGAACUUCCAGCUGUCGGUUUUAAUGAUUCAACAUUCCAUUUCUCAACCGUACCGUUAUCACCUCUCGCAUCCGGCUCGAGGUGGUUCAACGAGCUGCCUCCGGACUUCUUUAAGAAAACUUACAGAAAGCCAAAGCCUAUCGAUCCUGAAGUAUUAAAAACAAUGAAGAUGCAAGGUCCAAUCGGUUACGCACCGAAUCCAAAGACCCAUAGACGAAAUGAGAUGCCGUAUGUCGAAGAUAACCUAGAUAAUGUAAAAAAGAACGACGCUAGUAUUAGUAUACAGCCGAUACCUAGACAUUAUUUAAAAAUAGAAAUUCGAUUCAAUAAAUUGUUGCCAAAUGACGAAGACGUAGUUGUAAAUAAAACUGGCUUACCAGGCUUACAAUCGACUAUGCCUAAUUCAUACUGCAAUGCAAUGUUACAGGUACUAUAUUACAUGCCACCAUUGAAAGCUACACUACUGGCGCACACAUGCGCGAAGGAAUUUUGUCUCAGUUGCGAAUUAGGCUUCCUGUUCCGCACGCUGGACACGUCGGGCGGCGCGGCGUGCGAGGCGGGCAACUUCCUGCGCGCCUUCCGCACCGUGCCCGAGGCCGCCGCGCUCGGCCUCAUCCUGCCCGAGCGCGCCGAGCCGCGCGCAGACCUCGUCGCGCUCAUACAGAGUUGGAACCGCUUCAUUCUACACCAGAUACACUAUGAGAUACUAGAAACACGUAAAAAAGAAAAGGAAUUGACCUUCCUAGCACAAAAACCUAGUCCCCCCAAACCUCGAGUUAAUAAUACAAGACAAAUGAACGGACAGUACGAGUAUCAAUAUAAUAACGAUCUCGAGUUCUUGGGACCGUCGGAAUACGAAGAUGAGCUGGACGAGGAACAGUGGCGUAAUAAUCAUGAUGAGGGUACGGCCGUAACGAAUCAUGUUCAAAACGAAUGUAAGGAUGUGCAGAAUAAACAGCAAGGUGAUAACGAGGAAUCCGAGAUAUCGCAACUAUUCGCCAUUGGUCGGCAACAAGUCAACAAAUGCAUGAAGUGCAAUAAAGAGGAGGAGCGCGUGUCGGCGGCGCUGGCGUGCGCGCUGGUGUACGCGGCGGCGCGCGGCGGGUUCGCGGAGCUCGUGCGCGCGUCGCUGUGCGCGCGCCGCACCACGCCCGCCUGGUGCGAGCGCUGCGGGCGGUUCACGCCCACCGCGCAGCACGGCCGCGUGCUCAGGUUGCCACCAAUAUUGUCGAUCAAUUGCGGCGGUGUGAGUGCACAUGAAAAGGCUUACUGGGCGAAGGGUAUCCAAAAGGAUAUGCCUGAAACAUCGAAGAGAGCUGGAAUCAGUAAGCCAUGUCGUUAUGGAUUACACUGUGCGAGACCUGGCUGUCGAUUUAAACAUCCGGAGAGGUCAAUAUUAGCACCGCAGUGUCAUUCUCUAAAGAAUUCAACACAAGAGAGCAACUGUGUGUUACCGCAUCAAUUACACAUCCGACUGCAAUCUGAUGGCGAAGUUAUCAUAAAUGACAAGACUGAUUCAUCGACGGAUCGAUUACCUGAUUUAAACAAGCAUAAGAAGAAACCAGUCACCUUGAGAUCGGAGCAAGACUACCACCUGUCCGCGGUGGUCGUUUGUGUUGAAGAUAAUCCUAAGAAUUUAGUGUCGUACGUUCGGAUACCGGAUAAAAAGGACGAAGCUAAAUGGUUCUUGUUCAACGAUUUGAGCAUAGUCCAAGUGAGUCCGGACGAAGUCGUUCAAUUCAGCAGCUGGUGGAAGUCCCCGUGCGUCCUCUUCUACACGAGCUCGCGGGUGAUGCUUCCUAGCGACACUGAAACCUCAUAGCCGAUGCUUAUGUAUGGGCCGAACAAUCAGGGAUGCAAUGGCCCAUACGAAAUGAACGGUGUCAUCUACGAAGUACCAGCCGAAGAGACCUACUUAAUACGAUGAGCAUAUUAUAUAAAGUCUGACAGAAACUAAUAGUACGAAAUGUUAAGAAUAUUCUGGAAAUAGGUUAAUAGAUUAUAAAGUAAUUACUAGAAAAAUGGAGUAUAGCUUAUGAAGUAAUAAUUAUAUAGAUAACAUAUAUAUAGUUAAAAUGAAAACGAAGCAAAACCGCGAUUGGACGAUUUUGCCGAACUAAUUAUUACACGUUUGUGAUUUGUUGAUGACGUUAACAAAUAUUGCGUUUGUUAAUGUGAUAUUUUUAUAAGUACAGGACGAUGUUGAAUUCGCGGUUUAAUGAUAUUGUAUUUACUUUAUCCGCACUGAUUUAAAAAUAGAAUUAUAAUUGAUACUGUUACUUAAACAUCCAUAGUUUCGUUUACUACAAUAUAAUCAGUGGAUGACAAAACUUUAUUAUAAAAAUGACAAAUUUUCAUUUUACAAGUGACUUUUUCUGUAAAUAAUUCAUUAGAUAAUUAAUUAUCAGAUUCUAAUUAUUAAUUUUUACUUAAGCGUAACGAUAUCGCGUUGUCCGACCAAAUAUUUAGUGUAUUCAAAAAAAACACGCAUUCUCACGUGAGUUGAAUCUCAUAUGAUAAUAUUUGAGUAUUUAAAAAACAAUGAAUAUGAGUGUGGUUCAUUAUUGAGCUUAAUAUGGUGGUCGGUCAACGCAAAUAUUUACUUUAUUCAUAUGACAUUCAAUUAACAAAAUCGACAAAUAUACACAGAUACGUAUUUGUGUUCCUUACAAUAUUUGUACAGAUAAAACGAUAAUAAGCAAAUUGGUAAUGUGACAUUGUUUUGUUCAGACGAUAAAUGAAAAUACAUGUACAUACAUACAAAAUCAAGUUACACGAAAAUAUAGUGUCCGUAUAUGACGAUAGAGCAUGAUUUGGCGAAAUCAAAAGCACAUUGAAAACGCACUAGUUCGAAUCGCACUUUAAUUUUCAUAUAUAUACUCCAUUUUGCUAGUUUGAAAAUGGAUUUAAUCUGAGGUUAAACAGUUCGAAGAUGUUUUUUCGCGCUUCAGAUAAUUUAUUUUUUUAAGCAAAUUGUCGUCUCGGUAUAUAUUUUUAUACGGUCAUAACGCCUUUUAUAUGAAGCAAUAAACAUUUUAUAUAAACAAUAUGUUUUAUACCGAUAAACCGAGUCAACGGGAUUUGCUAAAAUAAAUAUUUUUUUAUUACACGAUGUAUACUAUUUGCGUGUGACUAUUUCGCCUCGGAGCGCUGAAUGUUUUUUAAAUUAUCGGUAAGUGAGAGUUCCAUUAAUCUAAGGCACAAAGAAUGGUAAUAUUUUUAAAUAUAAAUUAUUUAACGUAGGCAAGCUAGAAAUGCAUAAUUUUUUUUUUAUUUGUUAAAAAUAAUUGUUAUAUAUUUAAAGCCACGCGUUUUUAAAAGAGUACUUAAAAACUUUUCUAUGUCUUUGUCCAAUGAAAAAUUUGUGGUUUUUUUUUUUUAAGAAUUGAUAAAUACUUUUUUUACCAAUCGACAUAUCUUACGAGAUUCUAAAUUAAAUAACUCCUUCCAUUCAACAUUGAAUCUUCUGUCUCAUUCUAACGUAUUACAGAUUAUUUUUGAUAGAAAAGGAUGUCUGUACGUGAUUUACUGUUAACGUAAUGUAUGAAGAUAUGUAUAUAUGUCAAAAUUUGCAUCCAUUCUGCUUAAUAGUCUCAAUCCAUAUGAAUGAGACGCAAGAACUAUUUGUAGUAAUUGGCCUAAGAUACUAAAUUUGUUUAAACGUCAAUUAAACAUUAACGGCUUUAGUUAUAAAUGUUGUUUUAGGGAAUUAUUAGUAAAACAUGCUAUCUUCUUCUUAUGUAUGUAAAAUCAAUGAUGACAGAAAGAGAGAGAUCAGUGUAAAUAUAUAUAAAUAUCCUCUAAAUAAUGUUUACAAUUAAAGUCGUAAACGUCUGUUAGUAUUAUAUGUUUAUGGAAUAUGUUUCUAUCAACAUUAUCUUCGGUUGUGAUACCUCAAACCUUGCAUAAUUUUUUUUUUAUAUUUUUUUAUCGACUGAUUCGGUUUCCCGCUUGUGACGCUAUCAGUACAUUUUCACGUAUAAAUUAUUUUUCAACAUUUCCAUGGUGGCUGGUUAUUUUUUAUAAGAGAAAUAAAAUCUUAAAAUCUGAUUGA